UAAAAAAGUUCCCUUUUUUUUUUUUUCCAAAAAAGCCCGGAAGCCUUGUUUGCCGGGCACUUAAAAUCCCGAUUAGUUCAUACACGUCAGAAAUCAAUCCCCAAGAUACACUGUCGUAUACAUAUCGCAAUUCGCAACUCGCGAGGCUUAAGUGGUACUGGUACGAGUUGAAUCUCCUCUGCUCCAAUUCUUUAAAUGCUGGUAUAAAACAAGGGGGUGAAACUGAAAUGGGGUGGUCUCAUCCAGACAUGUCAUUGGAAGAUCUGUUGACACUCAUUAAGGGGUUUGUUGAUAUCUUGAUUUUGGCAUCUGGGUAUCAAUCAACUGGGCUUUUUGCUCACUGGGAUUCUCACAAUAUCAAGAACGCUUUUCAGUGGGCCACUUUCUUUGAAAAUUUGGUUAGUCGGCUGCGGUGCUUAGAUGAUCAGCAAGACUCCUUGAAGGAGCUUGAUGUUGCACUAUCCGAGAUGAAGUCUAGUCCGCUUUUUCCACAGGGUCUUGAGCAGCUAUCAUCUACCACUCUUGGAAGAGCAAGGAAGUUUGUCCUAGAACACCUGAUUCGAGCGCUACCUCUCAGAGAAGCACAUUUAAGAGCUUUUAUUACAGGAACUAUCGAACUGGACCUUGAUGACAUUCAUAGUACCGAAAGUGAUCCCCUGAAUAUAUAUCUUGAUGAGUUGAUGCUAAAAAGCGCAAUGUUGGACCCAGCGUCAAAAGGGAUGUCUUCCAUGCAGGAGUCAAGAACUUCAUAUCCAGAAGCUAUACCCAAUCUGGCAUCUGGAUGUGGAUCUGAUGGUAAUCUUACGAUGCUUACAAUCCAUGAGCUCAUGAGAAGGCAUUCAUCAGUGAUCUGCAUGUCAUCAGUUGAAACAGGCUUGGAUGUUCUGUCUAAGACCUUAGCCAAGAGCAACUGGAGUGAGAUCGCUGAUAUGUUAGUCACAAAGAAUUUAGAACCACCAGCAGCGCUAGUGGCUGAGGUACAAGUUAUCGACCCUGACACAUGGAAUAUGUGGAGAACCAAAAAUAUGUUGUAUUUGCUGGAUAAGAGGACUAUAAGAGUAGUCUCUGGCGCCUCUAUGAUAUUUUCUGCCCCUAGAGUUCAAUGGUUGCAGGUGUUAGAACGACUAGAUAUAUCAGGAGAAGGAAGUGAUGACAUAUUUAUUGAAACAGUUGAACUCUUGUUAUUGGGGUGUACUGCUGACAGAUGGAGUACAUUGGUUGACCAUUUUAUGUCAAUAAGUUAUGAACCUCUUACCAUCACAAGGAUGUGCAAUGAAGUGCACAACUUACUCUUGCGAAGAUAUCCAAACAUAGAUGCUGACAAGGAAGUAUUGAAUUCAAAGGAGAAAGGUAUUCUUGGGCAUCUGGAUGUUCUGUUGAGCAGUCAAGUUCGUCAGUUAUGGAAGCUAUCACCUAUUCUAGCAGCAAUAUCUAUCCCUCCCUGGUCAGAGUUGUUCAAGUUGUAUGUAAGUGAAUUAGAGAGUCAGUUCAAAGAAGAAUCUUUUGCAAUCAGAUGGUGUAAAGACGGCAAGGAGCACAAAGAUUCAGGUGAGGUUGCUGAGAGAAUUUGGUGCCUUUACAUCUUUCACAUCCAGGGCUCCCACAGAACGAAUGAAGCUACUAGCAGUUGAGGCAGAUCAGUAUCAUGCUGCAGAUGGCUUGCUCAAUUGGAUUCAAGGAGAUGGGAAAUACGACAAUGCUGAGUCUGACAAUCCAAAAAUUAAGUCUCAUUCUCCCUCUAACGUGACCCGAGGCCAUCCUACCGCGAUCGUCUGGUUGAAGUAUGUUGGAUUCCGUUCAUCCUGUUGUUCUCGCAACAAUGCCAGUGGCAGACUGCCUAUGGCUAUGGGGGCUGGGACAAAAGAAAAAUCCCCUUGCUUCUUGAUGCUAAUGGGCGAGGAGGACCACAGUUGAAUAAAUGACAAAGACAAAAGGAAAGUUGGCCUCAAAUAUUUAUUUAUAUAUUUAGGAGAGGAAGAAAUGGCAUCUGUUGGUCCCUCCCUGCCCUUUUAGGCAAUUGAAAGAGCAUCAUUUCCUCACGAAUAACCACACCACACCAUUAUCAUACCUCCCCUUGGUUUUCUCAUUCUAAAUGCUUAAUUCUCAGAAUAUAUUAUUGUAUAUUAGGUUAUUUGCUAAUUUGUUGUACAGUAUUUGUUUAUUCCUUAAUUAAUUAUCUUUAGUUGUUGAUCAA
Messenger RNA from Daucus carota subsp. sativus, 2194 nucleotides. RefSeq lists its product as uncharacterized. Bases 228 to 1631 code for a protein of 467 amino acids. Gene Ontology annotation, cellular component: Fanconi anaemia nuclear complex. Gene Ontology annotation, biological process: interstrand cross-link repair. The transcript is spliced from 11 exons. NCBI's taxonomy places the organism in Eukaryota, Viridiplantae, Streptophyta, Magnoliopsida, Apiales, Apiaceae. The record is from RefSeq and is a predicted model, not a curated record.